Molecule: messenger RNA, 2220 nt
Organism: Cylindrotheca closterium
Lineage: Eukaryota; Bacillariophyta; Bacillariophyceae; Bacillariales; Bacillariaceae
Source: the annotation of a GenBank genome assembly
AUGAAUCAGAAGUAUGAAACAUCUCGAUUCCCAUUCUUUUUUCUUAUCGCGAUAAUUUCGUUGACAUCAGUGUCGGCGUUCUAUCCAUUUUCACCUUCAGUGUCAUCGAAAGUCUUGAAUCAUCGCUCAUCUGAGCCAUCAUAUGAGGGUACUUGGCAACGACGAAAUACAAACUUGAUUUCAUUAUCGUCUACACAAGAGGCUAUCUCACCUACAAGCACACAAGCAAAGGACGAUCUAUCACGUGGGGAUGCACGAGGAGCAGCACUGCUCCUAGAAGAUAUUUCUGUCUCUCGUGGCAACUCCCAAAUUCUGUCAAAUAUCAAUUGGCGGAUUGAACCCAAAAGCAAGUUUGCGUUGGUUGGUACCAAUGGAGCUGGAAAGAGUACUUUGCUCAAAGCCAUCAUGGAAGAGCUCCCAUAUGAGGGAAAAGUAACGAUUGGAACAAAGCAAAAGGUAGGGUACCUUCAGCAAACAGCAGUAGCGGGAUCGACCAAGACCAUCUUUGAUGAAGCCGCAUCGGCCAUGACAGAAGUAGCUGCUGCAAAGGCUGUCCUUGAACGAGCGGAGGAAAGAGUGGCGUCCUCAACGAUUCCGACGGACGAGGAUAUGGAUGCCUUAGUCCUAGCGACAGAAAACUUCGAGAUGGUGGGUGGAUAUAGACAGGAACAAGAGGUUGGUAGUAUGCUGAAAGGAUUGGGUUUUACCGAUUUGGAACAAACCUGUGACCAACUUAGUGGUGGCUGGCAAAUGCGAGUUUCCUUUGCCAAAACGCUUCUCUCCAAACCGAGUCUAUGUUUGAUGGACGAACCUGGAAAUCACUUGGAUCGAUCCGCUCGAAAAUGGCUGGCCCAAUACCUCAAGAGUUAUGAUGGAGGAGCCAUGAUUUUGGUGACGCAUGAUGUCGAACUCUUGGAAGCCAUGGAUCAUAUCGCUGAGAUCUCGGCAAAAUCUUUGCAAACUUACAAAUCAUGUACCUACUCACAAUACUUGGAAUUGAAAGAGGAGCGCGCACUGGCAGCCCAAAGCGAAUAUGAACGAAAUUUGGAAAAGGCCAACAAACUGCAGGAUUUUGUCGACAAAUGGGGAGCCUCUGCCACCAAAGCUACGGCCGCCCAAUCGAGGGUCAAGCAGUUGGAAAAAAUGAAGGCUCGUGGAGAAUUGGACGCACCUCCGGAGGCCGUCUUGCAAGAAAAUUUCAAGCCACGCCUCAAGCUGCCCAAUCCUCCCAAGGCCAUGGGCGACAUCUUGCUAGCCUUGAGAAAUGCCAAGGUCGGCCACGGAGCUAAUCCACUAAUUACCGACGUCAAUUUUGAAAUCCAACGAGGAAUGAAGAUUUUGAUUCGUGGUGAAAAUGGAAGCGGAAAGUCAACGCUACUGCACACUUUGCGAGGAACUCUCCCUUUGAUGGAUGGAGAACGGGAGACUAAUGAAUCUUUGCGAAUGGGAGUCUUCACCCAAGAUUUGGCCCAAGAGUUGGAUGUCAAAGCACGUGCAGUCGAUUUGGUGACUGCCUAUGCGAGAGAAGGUUCCUUUGGAGACAUCAAUAUUUCGGACAAGGAUGCCCGGACAGUCAUGGGUGGCUUAGGUCUCACAGGAGACAAGUCAUUGCGUAAGAUUGAAGCAUUAAGUGGAGGCGAGAAGGCCCGUGUUGCUUUGGCCAUGUUCGCGCUCAAGCCAAGCAACCUUUACCUUCUGGACGAGGUAUCAAAUCACUUGGAUAUUGAAUGUGUGGAAGCACUCAGUGAGUCUCUGUCUGAAUGGGGAGAAGAAGAAGGAGCUGUGGUUGUAAUUUCCCACGACAAGUCGUUUUGUGAUAAAGUUGGCUUUACACACGUAGCGACUGUUGAGGAUGGGGGUUUGGUACUCGAACAACGAAGCACGAAUGCGGCCGACUGGGACAGUUCGGUAGCCACCUUCCAGCGUUCAUCGGAUGGCGAAGCAGCUGAUUCCAGCGGCGAAACUACUGAAGCCAAAGAAAUCGAUCCCAAGUUGCGAAAACAAGCCUACAAUGCUCCCAAAAGAAUAGCUAAGAUCGAGACUAUCGUUGAACAAAAGGAAGAGAAGGUUGCUGAAUUGGAGAGCAAAAUGAUGGAGUGUGGAAACGAUGUUGGAAAACUUGUUGAUCUGACCAAAGAGAAACAAAAAUUAGAAGAACAAGUGGCGGAACUGAUGGAGGAAUGGGAGCAACUGGAAGAAUUGCUUCUUCAAAUACAAUAG